Messenger RNA from Diplodia corticola, 918 nucleotides. RefSeq names its product ubiquitin. Gene Ontology annotation, molecular function: ubiquitin protein ligase binding; protein tag activity. The coding region runs from base 1 to 918 and encodes 305 amino acids. Gene Ontology annotation, biological process: protein ubiquitination; modification-dependent protein catabolic process. The transcript has 3 exons. The record is from RefSeq and is a predicted model, not a curated record. Lineage: Eukaryota; Fungi; Ascomycota; Dothideomycetes; Botryosphaeriales; Botryosphaeriaceae. Gene Ontology annotation, cellular component: cytoplasm; nucleus.
AUGCAGAUCUUCGUGAAGACCCUCACCGGCAAGACCAUCACCCUUGAGGUCGAGUCGUCCGACACCAUCGACAACGUCAAGAGCAAGAUCCAGGACAAGGAAGGCAUUCCCCCGGAUCAACAGCGCCUGAUCUUCGCUGGCAAGCAGCUGGAGGAUGGUCGCACCUUGUCCGACUACAACAUCCAGAAGGAGUCCACCCUCCACCUCGUCCUCCGCCUGCGCGGUGGUAUGCAGAUCUUCGUCAAGACUCUGACUGGCAAGACCAUCACCCUUGAGGUCGAGUCCUCGGACACGAUCGACAAUGUCAAGUCGAAGAUCCAGGACAAGGAGGGUAUCCCCCCGGACCAGCAGCGCCUGAUCUUCGCUGGUAAGCAGCUUGAGGACGGCCGCACCUUGUCCGACUACAACAUCCAGAAGGAGAGCACUCUCCACCUCGUCCUCCGCCUCCGUGGUGGUAUGCAAAUCUUUGUCAAGACUCUCACCGGCAAGACCAUCACCUUGGAAGUUGAGUCCUCGGAUACCAUCGACAACGUAAAGUCCAAGAUCCAGGACAAGGAGGGCAUCCCUCCGGAUCAGCAGCGUCUCAUCUUCGCGGGCAAGCAGCUGGAGGACGGCCGCACGCUUUCGGACUACAACAUUCAGAAGGAGUCGACUCUGCACUUGGUGCUGCGUCUGCGCGGUGGUAUGCAGAUUUUCGUCAAGACCCUGACUGGCAAGACUAUCACGCUCGAGGUCGAGUCUUCGGACACCAUCGACAACGUGAAGAGCAAGAUUCAGGACAAGGAGGGCAUCCCCCCGGACCAGCAGCGUCUCAUCUUUGCUGGUAAGCAGCUGGAGGACGGCCGUACGCUCUCCGACUACAACAUCCAAAAGGAGUCUACUCUGCACUUGGUGCUUCGUCUGCGUGGCGGCCAGUAG